AUAAUUCUGGACUAAACGAGACAAUUGGAUUGCCUUAUUAACAUCAAUCCUUCAUGCUUUAAGGAAUUGUUGUAGACAAACAAAAUAUAAACUUCAUCAGGAAAUUGGAUAUCGAUUAGUUUAACAUUGACUACAAGUGAAUUAAUUAGGAUGGACAAAAUGGAUAAACUAGGCCAUUACUUGUGUAUGUAUCCAAAAUUUGACUGGAAGUCUCAGAACAUAACAAGGAUUAAGUUUGAAAAAGCCAUUGUCAUCAUCACAAUAAUAUUUUUCUUAACACUAUCAACAUUUUUAAUGUACUAUCGCUUUAGUUUGGUGCAACCUUUGUUCCCAGUCUCACAAAUCAUAUUGGAAGCUUUGACAACAAUUGUUAGCCAAUUGUUGUGUGUGGGGGCACUAACUUCACUAAUCACUUAUGAAACCUUGUGGAUGGAUUAUUUUGAUCAAAUUUACAUUUUAAGUAACUUCCACAAGUUAAAAUGUAGGAUGUAUAACUUUAAAUUGUUUAUAUUAGUGUUGGGUUUGUAUCUUUUUUGGCUAGUAACAAAUGCAGUGUUUAUUAAUUACAUUUAUGGCCAUAUUUUACAUGUAUGUUACAUAGAUGUUGCUUGGUAUGCAUUUUACCACUUGAUUUGUUCUUAUUUCAUUGUAAACUUUGUUAAGUAUAUUAGACAGUGUUUGUCUGUAACCAACAAGUUGCUAAAACAGAAGCUUGUGAAUAAGUCAGUGGAUUUGCCUAAAGAAAUUAGGAAUACAAUGAUAAUUUAUGAAGAGAUUAGAACCCUUAAUAAAGCUUUUGAAGACUUGUUUGGUUGGAGGAUAUUACUAAUAAUAACAGGAGGAUUUCUACUGAUGUUGAACACCUUCAAUUUCCUCAUCCGCCUAAUUUUGGCACCAGGAAAUUUCAUUAUCAUUACCACGAGCAUACUGUUGGGCUUGUAUGGAGUUUUUCCUCCUGUGUGGGUGAUGCAGGAGUGCGAUGAAACGGUGAAAGAAGGCGAGAAUCUUGCUGUUAUGGCCUUCAAGUAUCAAAACAAGUUUCCACUGAACUCUGAAGCAAGAACGGAACUUCUAAGUCUGGCCAAUUGGGUUUUAGAUAGGAAAAUAGCAUUUUCAGCUUUGGGGUUAUUCGACAUCAAUCGCAGGAAUAUUUUUGCCUUGUUGGGCACCACUACCACGUACUUUAUUAUAUUAAUACAACUAAUUAAUGUUUAGAUGUAAUGUAAUGAUCAAUUUAUUGAUUUUGUAAAGUUCACUGAACCUAAAGUUAUGAACAACGUCAAGGUUAUCCUGAAACCUGUACAAACGAAGAUUUUAGGCAAAUUUUCAGCAAAAUGUUCGUGCAAUAUGUUUGGAAACUUGAUAAAUUAACAAUUAUUAUAGAUUACUAUUAUUAAGGGUUUAAUUCUGAAUAAAUGUAAAAAAGUAAGGUUAA
This is a messenger RNA of Aethina tumida (small hive beetle), 1435 nucleotides long. Its product is annotated as putative gustatory receptor 28a. The record is from RefSeq and is a predicted model, not a curated record. Gene Ontology annotation, cellular component: dendrite; axon; membrane. The transcript has 2 exons. Gene Ontology annotation, biological process: sensory perception of taste. NCBI's taxonomy places the organism in Eukaryota, Metazoa, Arthropoda, Insecta, Coleoptera, Nitidulidae. Bases 151 to 1215 code for a protein of 354 amino acids.